UUCGUUGGCUCAUCGAGAUGAGCCUUUGGUUUUCACUCUGGCUUUCAGUUCGGCGCGAACUGUUCGAGCGAGUGCACGUGUCGCUCUUCCGGGUACGACGCAAAUAACACGUGUGAUCGUUCCAAUUUUUUAAACUUUAUCGCCGAGAACCAAUAGUUUUUUUAAUCCAAUAUUUAACAGAACUAUUAAUUCUGAAGAAUGCAACAUUUCCAUUUUAAUUAAUAACUCUCAAAAUCUUGAAUUUUCUCAAAUUAAAAAAAUUGUUUUUGUGGGUCAAUCGCGCAAAUUUCAUUUCACAUUUGAUAAAUUUUUUAUAAAUAUAUUGUCAUCGUUUUUGUUUCAUAUCGCCGAUGAUGUUUAUAAUUAAUUCAAGAUAAGACGGGGUAAUAUGGAUUUUUAAUAUUUUUGGGAAAAUUUUGAGAGAGGAGUUGCUUUUUUUUGGAGACGUAGGAAUUUUAUUUGGUGACAGUGAUGUCAUGCUGUAUUUGACGGAAGCUAAAAGGUGUUACUGUUGCAAACAAUUAAUUGCUAGGCGGGGGAUCAGAGGACUGACCCCAUGGGGUCAGUUGGCCAGUGGAGAUAUUGCGGGUGAUGAUGUUCAGUGCCAGGAUAGAAACGAGUCACUGUUUAAUUGAAAAAAAAAACACUGGUCUAUUCAUAAAAUUACAACAAUCCCUUUUUCAUCAUGAGGAAACUCGGCAUUUCCUCUUUUAUAUAUUCCUCGAUCGAUCAAUUGUUCACUAAAAGAAUAAUUUAAAAAGUUAUUACAAUAUUUUAAUGGAUAUUGUAAUAUUGUUAUUUGGAUUUAUGGUAUAAAUAAUUGGAGUGCGCUAAUUAGAGAGUGGAGUAUAUAAAUUCGGAUUGAACGUGUUUUUUGUGGUUUUUUUUUGCUGGUUUGUUGCUCGGGACUGUUAAAUAAAUGGUGAAGAUGUUGAAAAUAUGUCGGGAGAGUGGAUUUCACGUGCAACGGGAAUGUGUAAAUGAAGACACUGAGGGCAUUAAAAAAAUGAGAUCGCGAGGUGCAUUAACUCACGGACAAUUAGAUUUAAAAUGUGAAAUUAUUUAAACCUGUUCAGGGUAUUAUCAGACGUCUCGAGGAUGCCCUAGAACUCAUGACACUCAUCGUACGGGUCACGUGUUGUUUAAACAAAUUAGAGGCGAGUGAUCGAAUCGUUUGUUUAUCGGAAAUUCGGAAAUAAUUAGCGAAUAAAUUUUUAUUACAAAUUUUAUCAAUUGAGAGGUGGUAGAAAUUAUAAAUAAAUUAUAAGUAAAAUUACGAAUGGGCUGGUAAAAUUAAAUAGAAAUGGUGAAGUGAAUUGGAUAUAGAGAAAAAUCAGAUGUGAUUUUGGAUAGAUUAAUGUGAGGGGUUGGGUGAACCAUGGGGUUGUGUGAGAACGUGGCUUUUUUGAGGCUGCUACCCACAUCCGGUUACCAGAUCGUGUGGACAUGGGACGCCGGAAAUGGAACAAUGAUCAGGAUGACGACGAGCGCAUCAUCGACAUCGGAUUGCUUCGUCGAGCUCGUUAAUCUCGUCGUCGUGAUCAUCUCCCUUAUCGCGACAUUAUGUCUCAUCGUCAAGUAUCGAUUGACGGAUCAGCGAAGAUGUACAAGCAAUCUACUACCCCUCCACACCAUCCGGAGUAUCCUGUGCCUUCUCCUCCUCAUCUUCUUGACUCUGGAAUUAUCCGAGGGCUUAAUUACACACUCAUGGCUGCCCCAGUUAAUCAGUCUCAUAGCAAUAAUCAGCUGUUGGUUUUUACACCGAGAGACUGAGAUUAGAGAUGGACUGGGUCUAGCUGUGUCUGGUGGUGCAUUCACAACCAUCGCUGUCGCCAGAUUAUGGAGAUUAAUUCAUUUAAAUAGAUUGGAGCUCGACUUGGGACAUGUGAGGACAAUUAGCACAUUGGGAACAGCAACUGCUUGUGGAGUUUUGGCGGUUGUUGACUCGUACGCGCUUUACCGAGUCAUGGAGAGGAGCAAGAGAUACGAUAUUCGUGGAUCCGGAAAUACGCGUACGUCUUACAAGCACUUGCAGUCGGUUUUACUGAGUAAACUGACUUUUCACUGGGUCGUUGAGAUUCUUUUACGUGGGUACAGAGCAACACUUGAACUCAAUGAUCUCGGGGAUUUACCCGAGGAGGAAUCAACCGUUAUACAAUUUGAGAGGUUCCGAAGAAUUUAUGACGACCAAAAAAGUGUCUCGAUUGAUGGGCGUCCAUCACUCUGGACGUGUUACUGGCGUCGAGUCUGGCCGGCAUUUGUACUCGGGGGUGUCCUCAAGUUGUUUGGAGAUGCCACAACACUAGUUGGACCCCUGGUGAUCUCCAGGAUCGUGAAUUACGUGGCAAUACGGCAGAACUCAACUCAUAACAAUAAAGAUAUUUAUGGGAGGUACAUGACGUGGGAUGAGUUGAUGGAAAAUGGUUAUUUUCUUGGUAUUAUUAUUUUUGGGGCUGCUAUACUCCAGAGUACAUUGAGCCAAGCAUCAACCCAUUUCUUCAAUGUCGAGGGUAUCAGACUACGAACUGCCCUCCAGGCUUUGAUUUAUCAUAAAUCACUUCGGCUUUACUCCUGGACUAUUUUAGAAGAUGAAGAAUCACCGAAUGAUGAUAAAGAUCCUCAAAUCAAGAGUCAUACCGCAGACAUUGGUACUCUGACAAAUUUAAUGGCCGAGGAUGCUUACAACGUCAUGAGCUUUUUCUGGAUUGGACACUACACUUGGGCUAUUCCACUUAAAAUAAGCACUAUUAUUUUUUUACUCUACACGAAACUUGGAGUCAGUGCUAUUGUUGGUGCCAUUUGUUGUAUUUUAAUUGUUACACCUAUGCAAUUAGUAUUGGGUAAGCGAAUGUCGCGGAAUCUCAAAGUUGUUGCGGAGAGAAGUGACUCGAGAUUAAAAUUAUUGAACGAAAUACUCCAAGGAAUGAGACUAGUGAAGCUCCGCGCCUGGGAAUUAAUAUUCGAGCGUCGAAUUCAACAUACAAGAGACGAAGAAUUGUCAUUACUGGACAAGGAUUCUCUCUACUGGGGCCUGAUAACAUUCCUCACUCACGCAUCGUCGGUUCUUACGACUCUAUUCACGUUCGGCGUCUACUUCUGGGUGGAGGAGACUCAUUUGGAUGCUGGCAAUGUUUUUGCAAGUCUUGCACUGUUCUCACAACUCACUGUACCACUAUUCAUAUUUCCGGUUAUUGUGCCGAUUAUUCUCAACGCCGGUAUCUCAACCAAGAGGCUGGAGGACUUUUUAUCACUGCCAGAGACCGCCAACGUUCUCCCGGAAGUGGAAACUCGACGAACUAGCGACGAAGACGAUGAGCAGACCAACUCUGUAUCCAUCAAUGAGAGCUCUGGAGAGAGGAAUAUACAGAGUAUUUCCACAUUCGGAACUCUUGGAAAUAUCACGGAGGAUGAGGAGGAACACGCGGGUCUUCAUCUUCUCGGAAAAUAUGACACCAGCUCUUCUUGUGACACUGUCUUCGAGAAAGAGGCAGAACCGGUGAAGCCCGCGUUGUUAUACAUCAGUGGAGUAUUCGCUCUUGGAUCUGAAGAGAUGAAUCUAGUUGUUGAUGAGCUACUGGUGCCUCGAGGAAAAUUGACUCUCAUCGUCGGAAAAACCGGGAGUGGUAAGACAUCACUGAUAUCGGCGAUGCUAGGGGAGAAUCUGAAGUUGAGAGGGAAAAUUGAAUGGGCCAGGAACGUCAGGGUUGCUUAUGUUCCUCAGCGACCUUGGCUUCUCAAUGCAACUGUCAGAGAGAAUAUUAUUUUCGGCUCUACUUACAACAAGAACAGGUACAAGAAUGUCCUUCGCGCUUGCGCACUGCAACCGGAUGUUGACAUCUUGCCUGGUAAAGACAUGACGCGAAUCGGUGAGAAGGGAAUUAAUUUGAGUGGAGGGCAGAAGCAGAGGAUUGCGAUUGCGAGGGCCAUUUAUUCUGACGCUGACACUGUCAUCUUUGAUGACCCAUUGUCAGCCCUGGAUCAGCAGGUAAGUCUGCAGAUAUUCGAACAGGGCAUCCAGAAGCUCCUCCUCCGGAAGUCCCGGACAGUUAUCAUGGUAACCCACCGCCUAGACUUGAUUCCCCUGGCGGACAACAUCGUUGCCCUCGAUAAUUGUCGUCUCCGUUGCGUCGGCCCAUUGUCAUUAAUCGAGGCAGCAGAUCCUCAACUCAUCCAAGAGUGGAAGGAGUCAGCGAAGAGACGUGGAGAUGUCCUGUACAGAACCGCUAAGGAUCGCUGGUCUCUUGUUCGUCUUGUCUCGAGGAUAGGCUUCUCAGCGAAGCACAAACACACGAGCGAUGGCACCUGGAUGACAGAGCAAGACGCCCACGUGUCACCACCAAUUUUUGUUCCACUCAGGCACAGGAAGUCGAUGCUGUCUGAGUCGAGAUACCUUGCCCAUGAUCUAACGGAUCUUCCAGUGCCCGCUGAGGAGUGGGGAAGCAUGAGAAAGCGGUCUAAGAGACACAGGAAUGCUACCAGGGCGAUUAGUCUGCAACCGCCGAAGCAUCCACCCCCUGUCCUCAGGCAGAGCAGUACUCCAACGAUUUUGGAGGGCCACUACAUCGUACCCAGGAAGAGACAUAAUACGACUGGAGAUGAACAAGGCACCAGUAUGUUAAGACAACUCUUCUCCGGGAGAAUAAUUCACCUGUCGGACGAGGGUAAUCUCAACAGGGAGAAAAAAGUGUUGAAGAGACUGAUGUCGUCGUCGUCAAUCAAGAAUCCGGAGAACGAGGGGAGGACGACCAGGAGAAUCAUCUCCACGGAGUCCAGGAGUGAUGAGAUUGAGACGAAUGAGACGAUUGAUGAGGGUGAGGAGGGUCAGGAUUACGGGGACAAUGGUGGAUUGGUGGACAAAGGGGUGUGGUUGGCGUAUCUCAAGGCUGGAGGGUUGGGACCUUGUUUUAUGUACCUGGGAGCUGCUUUGGGGUGUCAAGGGCUUAGGGUUUACACUGACCUGUGGCUCAGCGAGUGGACGAAUCUGGGAACUGGAGUGAUUGAAGGGACGAGUAUCCACGAACAGACAGUCUUCUAUUUCCGGAUGUACAUUAUUCUCUCGAUUGGUUCGAUCAUACUUUCUGCAUUAAAUAGUGCAGCUGGCCAGUGGGCAAGCGCCACUGCUCGUAAAACUCUCCACCAGGAGGCGAUAACUUCCCUCCUGAGGGCGCCGAUGAAUUUCUUCGAGCGAACACCCAUUGGAAAAAUCCUGAACAGGUUCAGCGCCGAUAUGGGUGUAAUCGAUAAGAAAUUAUCGACAGCUUUUCAGAGAUUGACUUCGUUUAUUCUACUCUGUGGAUCAGCCAUGAUCGUUAAUGCCGUUAUCUCACCCUGGUUUCUCGUUGCGGCCGUGCCAACUUCAGUGGCUUAUUUUUUUCUUCAGAAAUUUUACAGAAAUAGCGCGAGGGAGCUGCAGAGACUGGAGGGAAGCACCAGAGGACCUGUUGCCGCACAUUUUUCUGAGACACUCGCAGGUUUGCCAGUUGUAAGGGCUUCCAAACAACAGGACAGGUUCAUGGAUGAAAUGAUCGAGUACCUCGACGCCAAUACGAAUGCAUUUCUCAUUUUGAAUACGAGUACUCGAUGGCUGGGUAUCGCUCUGGAUUAUCUAGGAGCGGUUGUUGUGGUGGCCUCGAUUUUUGCAGCCCUUCUCUCCGCGGAAUUAUAUCCAGACAGGGUGACACCUGCGCUUGUUGGUCUUGCCAUAAAUUAUACGUUUCUUGUACCGAUUUAUCUAAACUGGGUAGUUAAAUUUGUCUCCGAGAUCGAGAUGUACAUGGGAAGUGUCGCGAGAUUAACCGAGUACACCAAGAUCACACGGGAGAAUUACAGAGAGAACGGGUAUGAAGCCGAAGAAACGUGGCCGGAGAAGGGUGAGAUCAUCUUCGAGAAUGUUUCCCUUCGUUAUCAUCCGCAGGCUGAGCCGGUGGUCAAAGACCUGGAUCUCAGAAUUCCUCCAGGGCAGAAGUUGGGAAUCUGUGGAAGAACUGGCAGUGGAAAAUCGACAACAGUGAUGGCGUUGUUUCAACUCCUGGAAGUGUCUCAAGGUCGAAUCCUGGUGGAUGGUAUAGAUUUGCGACGAGUGUCGCUUCUGAGUUUGAGAUCUAGACUAUCAGCUAUACCUCAGGACGUUAUAAUGUUCAGUGGUACCAUCAGGGAGAAUUUGGAUCCACUUGGCGAGCACAAGGACGACGAGUUGUGGUCAGCACUCCAAGUGGCCCAGAUGAGGGACAUCAUUGCGUCACAUCCCGAGGGAUUGGACCUCGAAGUGAGGGAGGGUGGGGAGAAUUUCUCAGCUGGGCAAUUGCAGCUGUUGAGCAUGGCCCGAGCUACUCUUCGUCAAUCAGCUGUUGUUGUCCUCGAUGAGGCUACGAGUGCCCUGGAUGGAGCCACCGAAACAGCUUUGCUACGGGCCAUGACCAGUGCCUUCAGGAAGAGGACUGUCAUUACAAUUGCACACCGAGUGUCAUCACUCCUCUCUUGCGACAGAAUCGUAGUAUUCGAUGAGGGAAAAAUCGUAGAGGAAGGUACACCAAAGGAAUUAUCAUCGAAACCGCUGGGAUCAUUCGCAGCGAUGCUGAGGGCCUCGGAAAUGACCCAAUCAACCAACGACUGAUAUUUUUGUAUCUGAAUUAAUUAUCAAUAAUUUUCUAUUGUCAUUUGUAAAUAAGAUUGAA
This is a messenger RNA of Fopius arisanus, 6674 nucleotides long. It is a transcript of the gene Sur, whose product is annotated as Sulfonylurea receptor. Bases 1379 to 6613 code for a protein of 1744 amino acids. Gene Ontology annotation, cellular component: membrane. Gene Ontology annotation, molecular function: ATP binding; ABC-type transporter activity; ATP hydrolysis activity. Gene Ontology annotation, biological process: transmembrane transport. The transcript has 20 exons. The record is from RefSeq and is a predicted model, not a curated record. Lineage: Eukaryota; Metazoa; Arthropoda; Insecta; Hymenoptera; Braconidae.